GUAGUUUCCCGCCCUCGGGGGCGCGGGGACGAAUUCCUUGACCCGAGGAGGAUAUGGAUGUGCCUUCGGUCUUUACUCGCGGCUGGGAGGCGAAGCUGGGGGUGGGAUGGAAGCCAAGAGUCGAUCCCGGCUCUGGGCCGCGGGGAGAGGUUCUCCGCAGAGCAGACAAAGCCCGCAGCCGCGAUGCGGGGAGAACACGGCUGGGCGCGCUGGGGGGUCCGGGAUGGGGUGCCGGGUUGGAGGGUGGGACCCCUUGGUAAAAGACGGGGUCCCCUCAUCUCCAAGUGGCAAGCCAUCCCCCCUCGUCCUCUCCCGCUCCCCCAGUCUCGGAGAUCUGAGAGGCACCGACUGGGAGACUUGAUCUCAUUUAAUCCUCUUACAACUCUGUGAGGCUGGAAUUGCCAUCUCUGCUUAACCUCAGGGACCUAAGGUUCAGAGAGGUUAAGUAACUUGCUCAGGUCACACAGCUGUGUUCGCGGGAGCGCCGCAUCCAUACCGGCCAACCCAGAUCCCGAGGUCCGACAGCGCCCGGCCCAGAUCCCCACGCCUGCCAGGAGCCAGACGAGAGCCAGCCAGCCGGCCGGCGAGCUCCCACCCCGAGCAGUCUCUGUCCUUCGGCCCGAGCCUCUUGCCCUUACCGGGACCUCUGCCCCGCGGGCAGCGUUGCCACCCUGCCGGCCAUGGAGACCCCGUCCCAGCGGCGCGCCACCCGCGGUGGGGCGCAGGGCAGCUCCACCCCGCUGUCGCCCACCCGCAUCACCCGGCUGCAGGAGAAGGAGGACCUGCAGGAGCUCAAUGACCGCUUGGCGGUCUACAUAGACCGUGUGCGCUCGCUGGAGACGGAGAACGCAGGUCUGCGCCUUCGCAUCACCGAGUCCGAGGAAGUGGUCAGCCGCGAGGUGUCCGGCAUCAAGGCCGCCUACGAGGCAGAGCUCGGGGAUGCCCGCAAAACCCUCGACUCGGUGGCCAAGGAGCGCGCCCGCCUGCAGCUGGAGCUGAGCAAAGUGCGCGAGGAGUUCAAGGAGCUCAAGGCACGCAAUACCAAGAAGGAGGGAGACUUGAUGGCUGCCCAGGCCCGGCUCAAGGACCUGGAGGCUCUGCUCAACUCCAAGGAGGCCGCACUGAGCACUGCUCUCAGUGAGAAACGCACGCUGGAGAGCGAGCUGCAUGACCUGCGGGGGCAAGUGGCCAAGCUCGAGGCAGCCCUGAGUGAGGCCAAGAAGCAACUUCAGGAUGAGAUGCUGCGGCGGGUAGAUGCUGAGAACAGGCUGCAGACCCUGAAGGAGGAGCUGGACUUCCAGAAGAACAUCUACAGCGAGGAGCUUCGUGAGACCAAGCGCCGCCAUGAGACGCGCCUGGUGGAGAUUGAUAAUGGGAAGCAGCGUGAGUUUGAGAGCCGGCUGGCAGAUGCCCUGCAGGAGCUGCGGGCCCAGCACGAGGACCAGGUGGAACAGUACAAGAAGGAACUGGAGAAGACCUAUUCUGCCAAGCUGGAUAAUGCCAGGCAGUCAGCCGAGAGGAACAGCAACCUGAUGGGGGCCGCCCACGAGGAGCUGCAGCAGUCCCGCGUCCGCAUCGACAGCCUCUCCGCCCAGCUCAGCCAGCUCCAGAAGCAGCUGGCGGCCAAGGAAGCAAAGCUGCGGGACCUGGAGGACUCGCUGGCCCGUGAGCGGGACACCAGCCGGCGGCUGCUGGCAGACAAGGAGCGGGAGAUGGCGGAAAUGCGGGCAAGGAUGCAACAGCAGCUGGACGAGUACCAGGAGCUGCUGGACAUCAAGCUGGCCCUGGACAUGGAGAUCCACGCCUACCGCAAGCUCCUGGAGGGCGAGGAGGGGAGGCUACGCCUAUCCCCCAGCCCCACCUCGCAGCGCAGCCGCGGCCGGGCCUCCUCCCACUCGUCCCAGACACAGAGUGGGGGCAGCAUCACCAAAAAGCGCAAGCUGGAGUCCACGGAGAGCCGCAGCAGCUUCUCCCAGCACGCUCGCACCAGCGGGCGCGUGGCCGUGGAGGAGGUGGAUGAGGAGGGCAAGUUCGUACGCCUGCGGAACAAGUCCAACGAGGACCAGUCCAUGGGCAACUGGCAGAUCAAGCGCCAGAAUGGAGAUGAUCCCCUACUGACCUACCGCUUCCCGCCAAAGUUCACUCUGAAGGCUGGUCAGGUGGUGACGAUCUGGGCUGCAGGAGCUGGGGCCACCCAUAGCCCCCCUACUGACUUGGUGUGGAAGGCACAGAACACCUGGGGCUGUGGAAACAGCCUGCGCACGGCUCUCAUCAACUCCACUGGGGAAGAGGUGGCCAUGCGCAAGCUGGUGCGCUCAGUGACUAUGGUUGAGGAUGACGAGGAUGAGGAUGGAGAUGACCUGCUCCAUCACCACCACGUGAGUGGCAGCCGCCGCUGAGGCCAAGCCCAUGCUGGGGCACCCAGCCAGGCCUUGGGGACAGCCUCUCCCUGGCCUUCCCGUGCCCCAAAAAUCUUUUCAUUAAAGAAUGUUUUGGAACUU
Lipotes vexillifer (Yangtze River dolphin) is the source of this 2501-nucleotide messenger RNA. It is a transcript of the gene LMNA, whose product is annotated as lamin A/C. The transcript has 13 exons. Gene Ontology annotation, cellular component: nuclear envelope; nuclear lamina. Gene Ontology annotation, biological process: protein localization to nuclear envelope; nuclear pore localization; nuclear migration. NCBI's taxonomy places the organism in Eukaryota, Metazoa, Chordata, Mammalia, Artiodactyla, Lipotidae. Gene Ontology annotation, molecular function: structural constituent of cytoskeleton. The record is from RefSeq and is a predicted model, not a curated record. Bases 681 to 2399 code for a protein of 572 amino acids.